AUGGCGUCACGAUAUUCGGCAGCGCGCCCCAAGCGCGACGGCGAGAACUUUGCGCGUACCCAUCAUAAUGAAGAUGGCGGCGAUUCUAAAAGGGUCAAGUUUGACGUACGAAACCCCUCCACGCUUGCACCUGACGCUCGCGAAGAAGAUGCUAUUCUCGAUGCCGAUGUCAUUGGUGUAUAUGGAGCUACGAAGCGCGGAGCUGUCAACCUAGAUGGUUAUGAUAGUGAUUCUGAUAACGAGACCUUCAAUGCACGUGCCGAGAACCGCAAGCGAGGCAAAGUCGAUAUUCUUGAGCAGCUCGAUAAUUACGACGCCACCAAUCCUGACCCUACAGCUCCGGGUACUGCGGCCGAUGAUGACGAUGACGACAUGUUUGCUGCGGACGAUGCCGAUGGGGAAAAGGAGGUCCCCGAGGAGGGAGACUUCGAUAAGAAUGGUCGCAAGAAGGACAGAGUUCGCUUCCUAGAUGCGGAUCAAAUCGCUGGCGUGGAUAACACCAGCAGAGACAAGGAGGGCAUCCGACUCGACGAUGAAAGCAGCGACGACGAGGCAGAUGUAGACCUUGCCAUACAAGAAGAGGGCAUCGAUGAAGAAGUUGGGGCUGGAGGCCUCAAGAAGAACGCCCCCAAAGUCGAGGCAUUCAACCUAAAGCAAGAAAUGGAGGAGGGUCAAUUCGAUCAAGAUGGCAACUACGUUCGCAAAGGUGGCGACCCUGACGCCGUACACGACAACUGGUUAGAAGGUCUCAGUAAGAAGGAGAUGAGAAAGGCAGCCGCGGCGCAUGAGAAGCGCGAGGCUGAGGCACGAAAGCAGCGCCUAGAGGAUGACGAAGUCCUGGUAUCGGAUUUGCUGAAGACUUUGAUACUCAAUCUCGAGCGCGCUGAGACGCCACUCGAGGCUCUAGCCCGACUCGGCAAAAAGCAAACAAAGUCUAAAAAGACCCCGAAGUGGAAGCUCAAGAAGAUGAACAAGGGUGCUGAAGGCAUGGAGGUUGACGGCGGUGAGAACAGUGAGGAUGCGGAGCAAAAGAAGGUCAAGGCAUCUAUUGAUGCCAUCACAGAAGCUGCAGAUAAACUGUUAAGCCGGGAUCAUGACGAGAUUUACGAACAAGAGAGAGAGCUCCUCAUCCGAGAAUAUCGUAAGGAGACAGGAGAGGAUUGGGUGGAACCGGAAGCUUCACAAACAAACCAGGAUGAGCAGGCGGCGGUGAAGCCGGGAACAAUGUGGAAGUUCCGAUGGGUAGAUGGGCGCGAUGGAAACGACAGUCAAGGGCCAUAUGACGGGGCUACAAUGAAAGCGUGGAAGGAUGCUGGGUACUUUCCAGAGGGCGCGGUCGAGUUCCGAGAGGUUGAGGAGGGCCGGGACUGGUCUUUACAUGUCGAUGCUUUUGAGUGA
Fusarium redolens is the source of this 1398-nucleotide messenger RNA. RefSeq lists its product as uncharacterized. The coding region runs from base 1 to 1398 and encodes 465 amino acids. The record is from RefSeq and is a predicted model, not a curated record. The transcript has a single exon. Gene Ontology annotation, cellular component: U5 snRNP. NCBI's taxonomy places the organism in Eukaryota, Fungi, Ascomycota, Sordariomycetes, Hypocreales, Nectriaceae. Gene Ontology annotation, molecular function: protein binding.